Messenger RNA from Aspergillus terreus NIH2624, 411 nucleotides. RefSeq lists its product as uncharacterized. The transcript is spliced from 2 exons. Lineage: Eukaryota; Fungi; Ascomycota; Eurotiomycetes; Eurotiales; Aspergillaceae. The record is from RefSeq and is a predicted model, not a curated record. The coding region runs from base 1 to 411 and encodes 136 amino acids.
AUGGUUUCGUCUUCUGUUAAACUCCUACUCUCUGCCUUCGGCUUAAUGGGCUUCGCUACUGCAGCAGUCCAGUGCGACCUCGUCGCCAGUGACGAUUGCGGCCGAAACUCCCACAGUCUCGACCAUAAAUUGCCCACAAGCGUCGGUUCAACCUUUUUUGCCGAUGGAUUUCACGGCGGUGUAGUGAAUGCCAAAUUUGAGUCAGAGACUCAAUCUGUCUCUGGCAACUCUCAAUAUGUCGAUCUGACGUAUAACUUCAACCUUGGUGAUUAUGAUGGCACGUACUGGGUUCAACUGCCGACAUCUUUCGGGGGUGGGACAUCCUGCUAUGCGGUGUACAAAAACUGUGAUGUUAUCGUUAAAUUCUGGGACAAGAACAACCCUGUUCCUGACCACUACACCCUUGCUUAA